AAAGAUAAAAGAUUGAAGCGUAUAAAAGUGGCAACACACCAUCAGUGUUCAAUUAGAUAUUGAAAUGCGUUUGACUUUGGCGCUCCUGGUGCUGGUCGCUCUCAUCGCCGUGGCCACCGAUGCCCAAAGCAGUCAGAAAAGGACGAACGCCAGGACUUUGGCUACCAGCACGUCUCGGCUAACGCGAAACAGGAUCAAUGCCCGAGCUGGAAUCGCGGGAAGACGUGCCACGUCCAGUCGCAGAUCGGUGAUCAUCAUUGGCAACGGAAGUAGUAGCUCUUCCAGCAGCAGCUCCACUCAAUCCUCCCGAUGUCGAACCACUACCACGAGCUGCUCGUCCAACUCCAAUGUCUGCGGUCGUUGGAGUUCCACACGCAGGUGUCGUCGGUUUAGGAACAGGUGCCUCUUGGAGCGGGCCAACUGCCGGACGACCGUUUCAAACUGGAAUGUUGUUAGCCUGGGCAACUGUUCGAGCAUAACUGUGAAUAAUACUGGCACCUGUACGAGCACCUUUUCAUCAACCUCAUCGAGAUCCUCGAGAGUCACGCCCAUACUUAUACGAAGAGGUUGAGGGUAUCUAUUGCUACUUUACACUUCCUGUGUACUUAAUUUUUU
This is a messenger RNA of Drosophila sechellia, 615 nucleotides long. Its product is annotated as vitellogenin-1. The coding region runs from base 65 to 571 and encodes 168 amino acids. Lineage: Eukaryota; Metazoa; Arthropoda; Insecta; Diptera; Drosophilidae. The transcript is spliced from 2 exons. The record is from RefSeq and is a predicted model, not a curated record.